AUGACAAAAUCACCACCAAUUGUGUUCAUAGCCAGACAUGGCGCCCGCCUUGAUGCUGCAGACAAAGACUGGCAUCUUACCUCGCCUACGCCUUACGACCCCCCUCUCUCCUACGGUGGGUGGAUGCAAGCUCGCGCCCUGGGUGUACGGAUCGGAAGUCUACUGAGAGCCCGGAAAUUCACUGGAGAAGAGCCGAAAGACCAGCAUAAUCCGGCCUUAGAUGAUCAGGCCAGCCUAAAACCCGCCCCCGCAUCGGACCUGCACGGCCGAUAUAACGUCAUUGUCCAUACCUCUCCAUAUCUGCGAUGUCUUCAAACUGCCAUUGGUGUCAGUGCGGGUAUCAGCUCACAUCCUGCUGAGACAAAUGAGUCAAGCCCUUCGCCAGUCGCAGUCUCGUCAAACCCCGACCCGCGAUGUCUGCUUCGGGUGGAUGCAUUCUUGGGAGAAUGGCUGUCACCAGACUACUUUGACCAGAUUACCCCACCUCCUAGCUCGGAUAGAAUGGUGGCGUCUGCCAAAGCGGAACUGCUGCGUCGUGCCGAAGUCAUCCCUGUUGCAGACGGGUCGGCGAGAGCCUUGUCAGGUCAUUUUCCCGGUGGCUGGGGCAGUCAAUCCCAUCCCAGUUCACCCACAACCGAGGAAGAGGAGGGUCUGCAUUCUAAAACUACCCAACCCGGUCUGCGACAACGUGCAAGUACCUAUGAUACCCAGCAAAAUUUGGUCCAUGCCAAGAACGCAAAGAAGUCCCUGGACCGUUUGAAUACGGACCUACCCCCUAUUCUAGAUGCGUUCUAUGUACCUCCCACACCCAGUUACGCGGUCUCUUCUUCCGACCCCAUCCCUGUUGGUUAUGUUGCCCAUGCACGGAACGCAUGCACGAAAAUUGAUUACCAAUGGGACAGCUUGCGCACACCCUACUGGGGAACUGGAGGUGAAUAUGGCGAAGAGUGGAGCACCAUGCAUGAACGUGUGCAUGAUGGCUUCCAGCACAUGGUGAACUGGUACCGAGCGCAGGGAUCAUCUGACCGAAGGUCUGGGACCACCUCGAAUGGCGCCAGCGCCGACCGUGAUGCGCAAACGGUCCUCGUUAUAAUCACACAUGGCGCAGACUGUAAUGCAUUGAUCAGCGCGUUGACUGGUCACUCGGUCCUCCUCGAUAUCAACACGGCUUCACUCACGAUGGCUGUACGACGCAACCGCAUCAAGAGCCCCGCCCCGGAGGAUGCGCGUAAUUCUCCGCAGCGUCAGGGGAGCCAAUCGGUCUCACGGGAAUACUCCCUGCAGCUUGUGGCGUCCACUGAUCAUCUGCGGCCAGGAAUCAACCCCUCACAACUCACCUCGCUGGCAUCUUCCUCUGUGCCACAGCCUGUUCCAUCAGCUCCGGUCUCGUCCUAUCGAAAUCGACUUACUUCUCGUCCAUCGCUCCUACAGGGCCCAUUGACAACUGAAGCACCACCGAAUUCCAUUACGAGCCCUCGUGGCUGGACGCUGGCCAUGCGCUCGUCUACUAACCCUCGCAGUGCCUCUGGCCUCUGGGGUUCCAUGUCUCCUGAAAAGACCGAAAAGACUGAAAAGUCUGAAAACACUGACAAGGUCGACAAGGUCGACGACACAGACGACGACUUUGUACCAAACUUUGGCGACCGCCCAGUUAGCCAAGAUUCAGCGCCUCCUGAGAAGCCUGUGGAUAGCUGGACAAAACAGUUACCGCAACGGACGCUGUCGCAACGUGGUUUAUGGGGAAGCGCGCAAUCGUUGGAGGAUCGCGAGGGUGGAUCUAAGCGACGAUGGACAGUGACGGAGCAGAAGUUAUGA
Messenger RNA from Penicillium antarcticum, 1815 nucleotides. RefSeq lists its product as uncharacterized. The record is from RefSeq and is a predicted model, not a curated record. The coding region runs from base 1 to 1815 and encodes 604 amino acids. NCBI's taxonomy places the organism in Eukaryota, Fungi, Ascomycota, Eurotiomycetes, Eurotiales, Aspergillaceae. The transcript is spliced from 2 exons.